AUGGUUUCCCCACAAGAUUCACCAUAUUUAGUUAAAACCCCUCUUACACAGAUUGUAUAUAAAUUACCUGUUACCGAGUAUCCUAAUCAUAAAUUUAUUGGAUGCUCAGAUAUAAUCGAUUAUGAAAUUCAUAACAAACUUGGGGAAGGAACAUUUGGCGAAGUUCACAAAGGAAUUCACAAAAAAACAAAUAAAGUAGUUGCAUUAAAACGAAUCUUAAUGCAUAAUGAAAAAGAAGGAAUUCCCAUAACCGCAAUUAGAGAAAUCAAAAUAUUAAAAAUGCUUAGUCACACGAAUGUGAUUAAUUUAAUCGAUAUGGCGAUUGGAGUUGACGAAUCCAAUUCCAACACUGAUGCAAAUAACGAAGCCCAACCAUCCAUUUAUAUGAUAUUUCCUUACAUGGAUCAUGAUCUAGCGGGAUUAUUAGAAAAUCCAAAAGUUAAAUUUACAGAAGCACAAAUAAAAUGGUACAUGAAGCAAUUACUUGAAGGUACUUUUUACCUUCAUCAACAUAAAAUUUUACAUCGUGAUUUAAAAGAUAAUAAAGGAGUUCUUAAAAUUGGGGAUUUUGGACUUUCCCGUCCAUUACAAGAAAAAUCACUUACUGGGUGUGUGGUAACCCGGUGGUAUCGCGCACCCGAAUUAUUAUUAAAAGAAAGGAGAUAUGAUACGGCUAUCGAUAUGUGGGCGAUUGGAUGUGUAUUUGGAGAAAUGCUAAAAGGAAGUCCUAUUCUUCGAGGAAGAUCCGAUCAAGAUCAAUUGGAUCUUAUAUUUAAAUUAUGUGGAACUCCCACCGAAGAAGAUUGGCCAGAUCUACUAGACAAAUUAUUAGUUUGUAAUCCACAAAAUCGAGCAACUGCUUUUGCAGCCUUGGACCAUGAUUAUUUCUUUACCGAACCUUUACCGGCUGAUCCAAAGGAGUAA
Diversispora eburnea is the source of this 924-nucleotide messenger RNA. Lineage: Eukaryota; Fungi; Glomeromycota; Glomeromycetes; Diversisporales; Diversisporaceae. The record is from the annotation of a GenBank genome assembly.